CGGCAGCAGACUGUAUGCUGCAUUGUGGUUAAUGUAGUUCCGCUGCGCGCCCGCGUCAUGCUCAGGUCCAUGGGAAAGACUACACAGCUCCCCUGCAGUGACCCUGGUUCAGGGCUUUCAGGGAGAAACGAAUCAAGGAAAUGUGUUAUAUUUCAGCGGUUACAUUGAUAUAAAUACAUUAAAUUAUUUCACACUUACUCUAUCUAUACGUGUCACAUGUAUGAGAGAAACGUAAGCCGUACAUGUACUGGCUAGCUACUGUGACAGAAUGAAUGUCCCCAUUGAUUUCAGAACAAAAUCAAGUGCGAUGUUUGUAAAAAUGUGCCUGUUAGUCAAAUGUUUUAGCACAUGUUUUUCGUAUUUUAUAUUGCCAUGACUUCCAUGUUAAUUUGGCAGCUGCAGAUUCCUGUGAUAUUUCUAAAGUAAGUUACUUGUUUAAUUAUCAUAUUGUUUGUUACCGGGACCAGGCAGAGUUAGUGGCUAAUACUAAGGUAAAACAUAUAAUAACAAUAACUUAACCUAAGCUUAAAUUAACUUUAGGAAGUGUACAUAAUCUCUGUUUAGACCAAGAACAAAGUUUUCGUCUAUUUGAAAACUAGUUAGGCGCGCCGCGGUCUACUAUGUGGGGUCCUGCCGCUUGCACCCUCCUCGUUACCAUGGGAACCCUUCUACAACGCUAUGAGCUGUGACGCUAAACCUUUAACUCAAGACUUUCCAGACAUGUCACCACACAAACAUAUUAAGUUUCCGCCACUAGCGCCGUUACAGAAUCAAAGUGAUCAGAAUGACUGCAAUUCAGGGGGAGAGCGAGAUGGAGGAUGUGGUGUUACAGGUGUUGUAACUGACCAAGCAGCUGCAGCAAGAAAGUUGUGUUUUUCAGGAAGCAGUCACAUUUAUGCAGGUACAGACAGAAAGCCCCGACUGCUGAUGUACAUGGAAAGUUAUUUGAACAAGGAGCUCCAUUCUAUCAGCCCCCAAGAGCCAAAGUACCAGGAACUAAAGCUACAGGUCCACCGUGAUAUCUUCGGUUGUUACAUCAAGGAGUUUCAAACCUACCAACCCAUCCUCUCUGCCAUCAGGAAGGAGUAUGAAAACAUGUUAGCCUAUCAGCAGGAUCAAAUCCAAGAACUGGAACCACUGCGAUCCCACUUGAGGCUGGUGAGGGAGGAAUGUGAGAGGAAGAUUCAGGCUCGCUGGGGAGAGGAGCGAGCUGAGAUUGGAGCCUUGAAAAGGGAGAAGCAGCAGCUGCAGAGAGACAUUGAGGCCAUGAGGGAAAACGAAAAGGCCACGCAGACGGUGGUAGAACAUGUGCAACGUGAGCUGUCAAAGCAGUAUCUGCGGUACAGAGAGGAGCGCGAUGCUCGCAGGUUGCUGAUUGGGCAGCUCAGUGACCUGACAAGAGCGACUGUGAAGACGGAGACCCCCGCAGGUGACAACGCAGAAGAGGAUAAAGACCCAGUGGAGCUGCAGCUCGCUCUGAAGGUGUGUCGGGUUGACCUGACCAGAGCUCAGGAGGAGCUCAGCAAGAUGAAGGCAGAGUACUGGGAUGUUGUGCCGCGACGUAACUGGGACACGCUGGAAGAAACGCACAAGCAGACUCUCCUGCAGUUGCACACACUACAGGCUGAUUUUAAUCAGGUGAAGAGUGAGUACGACACACUGCUGGAGCUGCACAACAACAGAGGCGAUGUGAAGGUGGAGACUCUCGACUCCACAAGUGUGCAGCAGCUUGAAACUUCUGAUGAGCCAGCUUUACCUCCAGCUCUUGACCAAUCGGAGGAAAACGCAGAAUCCAAUGAUUUUCCAGCGAGCAACUGAUGUGGAGUUUGAAAUUCACUGUUGCUUAUUCUUGAAUCACACAAAAAACAAAUAUGUACAGUAGAUAUUAUAAAUACAAGAAUAAAAAAAAGUGCCAUUCAUCUCCAUUUUACUAGGAUCAUCCAAUAAACACACACAUAAACUGUUAUUCA
Molecule: messenger RNA, 1970 nt
Organism: Solea senegalensis (Senegalese sole)
Lineage: Eukaryota; Metazoa; Chordata; Actinopteri; Pleuronectiformes; Soleidae
Gene: tsnaxip1
Product: translin-associated factor X interacting protein 1
Exons: 9
Coding region: 679-1818 (379 amino acids)
Cellular component (GO): cytoplasm
Source: RefSeq, a predicted model, not a curated record